Molecule: messenger RNA, 471 nt
Organism: Acaulospora morrowiae
Lineage: Eukaryota; Fungi; Glomeromycota; Glomeromycetes; Diversisporales; Acaulosporaceae
Source: the annotation of a GenBank genome assembly
AUGCCAGUUCAAGUUGCCACCGGUGACAAAAUCCGUGAUAAUGUUAUCAAAAUGCUUCAUCAGGCCCUCCUGGGAAACUCGACAUCCUUCAGCGAAGGUGAUGAAGCUGAAUUGGUUGAAAAGGCACGACGAAUCGAACAAUGUGUCUACCAUGAUUGUAACUUUCAAGUAAACAAACAAUAUAAAGAUACUGCUCGAAGUAAGGUUUGGAAUUUAAAAGAUAGCAAAAAUCCUGAACUGCGACUUAACGUUAUCAAGGGAAAUAUUAGCGAAGAUGAUUUUGCAAGGAUGGAUGCUGAAGCCAUGGCUUCCAAAGAACGUAAACGUCAAAACCUCAUCAUGAGAAAAAAUUCUCUUCAAAAUUCAAUUGCCACUGUUGAUUUAAAGCCGGUAAUGACAGACGAUUCGGAUCCAGAACCAAAGGUUAAUAACAGAAUUUGGGGUGAUUUGGAUAUGGACACUCACUCGUGA